GCGAGUAAGUAAAUAAUGGAUCAGAGGAUCUCAUCCAGUCAUUUUGUGAUGGUAACCUGGGCAUGGCUCUCCACAACAUGGAUGUGGCUGUAUGGUCUUUGCCUGGUUGGCGGGGGGCUUUCCCUGCUCUACGCGCUGUCCCGCUGGCUGAUCCCAGCCCUGGCGCAGUACAACGGGUCGCUGGCGUUGCUCUGGAACGACACUAUCCUGGAGCGGGCGCUGGACCUGCUGACCCGCUCGUCCCGGCCUCAGCGCAUGCUGGCGCACGUGAAGCGUCACGCCGCGAGGGGGGACCCCCAGAGCGUCAUCGACGCCAUCGACUACUUCUGCCGGCACAAGGAGUGGGCCAUGAACGUGGGCGACGAGAAGGGCACCAUCCUGGACUCGGUGGUGUGUGAAGUGAGCCCAGGAGCCGUGCUGGAGCUGGGCACUUACUGCGGCUACUCCACCAUGCGGAUCGCCCGGCUGCUGGCCCCCGGCGCCCGCCUGAUCACCCUGGAGUUCAACCCCGCCAACGCCGCCGUGGCCCGCCAGGUCAUCGCCUGGGCUGGCCUGGAGCACAAGGUGCAGCUGGUGGAGGGCUCCUCAGGUGACCUGAUCCCGCAGAUGCGAGAGAAGUUUGGGAUCGACAGCUUCGACUUAGUCUUCCUGGACCACUGGAAAGACUGGUACCUGCCUGAUACCAGACUGAUGGAGGAGCUGGGACUGCUGCACAAGGGCUCCGUGCUGCUGGCGGACAACGUCAUCUGCCCCGGGGCGCCCGAGUACCUGGCGUACGUGCGGAGCAGCCCCCGCUACGACAGCCGCUACUUCAAGUCGCACCUCGAGUACACGUACGUCGAGGACGGGCUGGAGAAGUCCGUCUUCCUG
Molecule: messenger RNA, 870 nt
Organism: Lepisosteus oculatus (spotted gar)
Lineage: Eukaryota; Metazoa; Chordata; Actinopteri; Semionotiformes; Lepisosteidae
Source: RefSeq, a predicted model, not a curated record